GGCUGCUCGCCUGUCAUGGGCGAGACCCCGCCGGGAUAUAUGGAGCGGGGCGACUACCUGGAGGAGGUCAUCGAGACAGCCAUGGACGGCAGCCUCUUCGCUGAAGAUGGUUGUGCCGGUGUCUUCGGCCUGGAAGGAGGAGGGGGAGGUAGAGGGAGCCGUGGGGGAAGAAGAGAAGGAGUGGAAGAGGAAGGAGGACUUGGGUUAAAUAAAAUGGGUACGACGUACAUCUUCCCGCCCAAGCCCCCACAGGACCUGCCGCCGAGACGACACAGGAACCCCACGCUGAAGGAGGCGUCUACCUUAAGCUCCCUCGCCAUCACCGUGUCCUCAGGGUCAACAGAAUCCAACGUGCAGCCCCUGACUAGUCCCAACCCUCACCGUAGCCCCGGCAUCGUCUUAAGUGUAGAUGAACCUAAGACAAAUUCUCCAGGGGUCACGUUCUCGGACACGCCCUCCAUCCUCCCUGAGAGCUCCAGGAAUGGCCGGGCAGGUGGCCUGGUGUCCUCUGUUAUGGACGCUCGCACCGUCUGGGAAGCGCAUUAUGUGAUGAAGGAGCGCAAGACUGUCAAGACAACCUUCCAAGGCCGAGUGUACAAUUUCCUGGAGCGACCAACUGGAUGGAAAUGCUUCCUCUACCACUUUUCUGAGGGCAUUUUCCGUGGUCCUGAGUUUCAUGGUCCAGAGUUCCGCGGUCCAGAGUUCCAUGGUCCAGAGUUCCAUGGUCCAGAGUUCCGUGGUCCAGAGUUCCAUGGUCCAGAGUUCCGUGGUCCAGAGUUCCAUGGUCCAGAGUUCCGUGGUCCAGAGUUCCGUGGUCCAGAGUUCCAUGGUCCAGAGUUCCGUGGUCCAGAGUUCCAUGGUCCAGAGUUCCAUGGUCCAGAGUUCCUUGGUCCGUCCUAUAGAUUCUUCUUGGAAACACUGAGGCAAUUGUCACCAAACUCUCCCAGAUGA
Messenger RNA from Homarus americanus (American lobster), 951 nucleotides. RefSeq lists its product as uncharacterized. Bases 16 to 951 code for a protein of 311 amino acids. The record is from RefSeq and is a predicted model, not a curated record. NCBI's taxonomy places the organism in Eukaryota, Metazoa, Arthropoda, Malacostraca, Decapoda, Nephropidae. The transcript is spliced from 3 exons.